CAAUGGUUGCCGUUCGUGGUUCCGCGUCAUUCCUGCUGCUUGGAAGUUGCUGGCUUCUGCUGGUCGGAGCAACCCCGGCGAAAAGUGGCCACAGCGAGUUUUACACCUCCGUGACUAAUAUGGCGUAUCUGGUCGAAAGUGAGCAGCACAUUUUGCAGCGGCUCGACAAGUACAUCCGGUUGGCCGAGGAGAAGAUUCGAUUCCUUCGACGUCAGAAGGAGAAGCUGAUGGUCGAUAUCGGAGAAGCUUUAGCCGAUAAAGUUGGCUACGUGUCGAAUCCGAUCAACGCCUUUCUGCUGACGAGGCGUUUUCUGGUGCACUAUCGAAAGCUUGACGAGCUAAUGCAGAUGGGGUUGGGUGUGCAGUUGAUCGAUGAUUCGUCAAUGGUUCCCAGCGACGCGGAUUACAACGGGGUGGUGGAGGCGCUCGGACGAUUGCAGGAGACGUACCAGCUGGAUACAGCCGAACUGGCUGGGGGGAAAAUUCGUGGCCGUACCGUAAGCAGAGAGCUAACGGCUGAAGAGUGUUACAAGAUUGGCGCAGCACUUAGCAAGGAUGAAGGGAUUGUGUACGCCACUUCGUGGCUAAGGGAGGCACUUCGCCGCUGGACACUGGGGGAUACUUCCGGCGUAAGUAAAUCCGAGAUAUUGGCCUAUCUUUCAUACACGAUCUUCAUGGAUGGCAAUUACGAAGAGGCUCUGAGUGUUGUUAAACAGUUGCUUAAAUUAGACCCUACCCAUGAGGAAGGUCUGAAGCGAAAGGAGACCAUCGAAAACUGGUUGAAGUAUGUCGAGGUCCACGGACCGGCCCCGAGAUCUGUCAAACCUGAAUGGUCUCUGUACAAACCACUGUGUCGUGGUGAACAUCAGCGUCCCGUAGCCGAAUCUUCAAUGCUACGUUGUCGGUAUGAGCGCAGUAAAAGUCCCUUCAUCCGGAUUGCCCCCUUCAAAUUAGAGGAACUGAGUUUGGAUCCGUUGAUCGUGUUGUAUCACGAUGUGGUAUCCGACGGGGAAAUCAAACAGCUGAUCGUGAUGGGUAAACCUCUGCUCAAGCGAUCGAUGGUUGGCGAAGGACCCGAGUCGAGAGAGAUCUCCACAAGCCGCACUAGCCAGAAUAGUUGGCUCAAAGAUUACGACCAUCCUGUUGUCCAGAGGUUGACCCUUCGGGCGGCAGAUAUGAGUGGUUUGAAUAUGAGAGCCGCCGAGGAGCUGCAGGUGAAUAACUAUGGAAUCGGGGGACACUACCUGCCUCACUACGAUUGGACCCAGGAGAAGACGGAAGGAUAUAUGGGGAUGGGCAAUCGUAUCGCAACAUUGAUGUUCUAUCUGUCCGAUGUGGAGCAGGGAGGAGCGACAGUAUUUCCACGACUCGGAGUUGGUGUGUUUCCGAAGAAGGGGUCGGCCAUCUUCUGGUACAAUUUGCACCACAACGGAACCGGGGACGAUCGGACACUACACGGAGCCUGUCCGGUGCUUCAGGGAUCCAAAUGGGUGGCCAACAAAUGGGUUCGCGAAUUUCAUCAGGAGUUUUUGAGACCAUGCGAGCUGUCUUCGGGCAGCACAAGCAACGAUUCCAAGUAACAAACGCUCCAAUAAACAGAUCCG
Molecule: messenger RNA, 1604 nt
Organism: Toxorhynchites rutilus septentrionalis
Lineage: Eukaryota; Metazoa; Arthropoda; Insecta; Diptera; Culicidae
Product: prolyl 4-hydroxylase subunit alpha-1-like
Exons: 3
Coding region: 3-1580 (525 amino acids)
Biological process (GO): peptidyl-proline hydroxylation to 4-hydroxy-L-proline
Cellular component (GO): endoplasmic reticulum
Molecular function (GO): L-ascorbic acid binding; protein binding; procollagen-proline 4-dioxygenase activity
Source: RefSeq, a predicted model, not a curated record